Moneuplotes crassus is the source of this 352-nucleotide messenger RNA. Lineage: Eukaryota; Ciliophora; Spirotrichea; Euplotida; Euplotidae. The record is from the annotation of a GenBank genome assembly.
AUUGACAAAUGGAGUACUAUAUUGAAGCCCAAGAUGACGAGGACAAGAAGCUGGACUACCUCUCGAAGAUAAGACAGUAUUGGGAGAAGAGCAAUAAUCCUAAUUCAGAGACCUUAAGCAGGUAUUUUCUAUGGAAAAUGAUGAGAGAAGCUGAAGACUCUAAUGAUAACAUUGAGCGAGCUGUAGAAGGCAAAUUUUGACCUACCUGUGGGAGUCUUUAUGUUCCCACAGUAAAUGCAAAAAUUAAAACUAAAACAAAAAGUGGCAAAAAGAGAAAAACAGUUGUUUCUAUAAAGUGUCUCAAAUGCAAAAACACACACUCUUUUAUUCUAUAAAUUUCAAUUUUGUAUCA